Messenger RNA from Asparagus officinalis (garden asparagus), 1207 nucleotides. RefSeq names its product translin-associated protein X. The record is from RefSeq and is a predicted model, not a curated record. Gene Ontology annotation, molecular function: RNA endonuclease activity; sequence-specific DNA binding; RNA binding. Gene Ontology annotation, cellular component: nucleus; cytoplasm. Bases 22 to 864 code for a protein of 280 amino acids. The transcript has 7 exons. Lineage: Eukaryota; Viridiplantae; Streptophyta; Magnoliopsida; Asparagales; Asparagaceae.
UGUGGUAGUAAGCUGCUGCUCAUGGCAUCCAGAGCCCACCACCGACCCCCAAAUCAAUUUUCAGGGGCUUCAUCGUCGAUUCUCAGCGAUCCUACUGCGAAGAAGUCGAGGACGAUGUCUGCUAGCGAGUCGUCGCCAUCGCCCAUGAGAGCGGAGUUCGCCAAGCACACCGCCUACCUCAAUGAGCUCAACGACAAGAGGGAGAGAAUUGUAAAGGCUAGUCGUGAUGUCACCAUGAACAGCAAAAAGGUCAUAUUCCAGGUCCACAGGCUCAAUAAGGAUAACAAAGAUGAAGUUUUAACAAAGGCGGAAAAAGAUCUUGCCGCAGUGACUGAUCAAUUUAUGUCAAGAUUAGUAAAUGAACUGAAAGGUGCCGAUUUUUGGAAACUCAGACGAGCUUAUACUUUCGCUAUUCAAGAGUAUGUUGAAGCUGCAGCCUUCUGUAAGUUCUGCAAAACUGGAAGCCUCCUGAACCUCGCUGAGAUUAAUGCUACUCUGCGACCGCUAAGUGACAAAUAUCCUGAGCCCCUGCAGAUUAAUGUUCUUGACUACCUUUUGGGGCUUGCAGAUGUGACUGGAGAGCUUAUGCGACUGGCCAUUGGUCGAAUAUCAGAUGGGGAAGUUGAAUAUGCUGAGAAAAUAUGUAGAUUUGUGAGGGACAUAUACAGGGAGCUAACCCUUCUAGUACCCCUUAUGGAUGAUAAUGUUGAAAUGAAGAAAAAAAUGGAGGUGAUGCUUCAAAGUGUAGUGAAGAUUGAAAACGCUUGUUAUAGUGUUCAUGUGAGAGGGUCAGAGUACAUUCCUUUGCUUGGUACGAGUGAUCCAGAUUAUUCCUUCUUCAGUGCUCCAGAUAUUGAUGCGUGAGUCGUUUCCACUGAAGGAGAAUCUUCUCCUUGAGGACAUACAAUGACCUCUAGCGGUAACUUUGUAGGUUGCUGGCUGCAAAAAUGCUCAUGUAACUUUGGUGAAAUUACCUGCAGAGGUCGAAACUUGGACUUCCUAUAUUCUGACCUUAAGUUUGAACUUGUUUCUUUCAUGGUAUUCUUUUUUGAGCUUUUGUGAAGCGGUAGAGAGGGAGCGUUGAGAGAGAAUGCAGGAUGCAUGUACAAAACAUGAAGAAAUUUGUUCCGAGUUUAUGCAGAAUGGAGUGUUGUUAGCUGUAAUUGUUUUCCUCGUAGCAAAUGGAUGUGGUUUUGAUUUCAGUUAA